This is a messenger RNA of Brassicogethes aeneus, 2355 nucleotides long. The record is from the annotation of a GenBank genome assembly. NCBI's taxonomy places the organism in Eukaryota, Metazoa, Arthropoda, Insecta, Coleoptera, Nitidulidae.
AGGAAAAUGGACAAAAUACAAAGUACUCUAAAUUACAUAAAAGAAAUAAAUGUUUGUGAACUGAAAUCCUACGAUAAGCUGUACCAAAAGUUAUCCCAGCUGGAAAUCGAUUUAAAAGAGUUUCAAUACGAAAAACAAGGCUACCAAAAUAUUCAAAAUGACCUGGUGCUAUUCCAACUACAAUUAAUUUCUUGUACCUCCAAUAACACUGCCGAUUCUAUAUUACAAAAGAUUGAAAGUAUUAAUAGGAUUCUUAAUGAGAAACUACCAUCCACUAAUAACGUACAAAAGAAAAAAAUAUUAUUUAAAAGCAAUUUAAAAAAUUACUCAAAACAUACAGCAAAAGAAGUGACAAAACCAAGCAAAACAAACGAUCAACUGGAUAAGACCAUUCCUUCCAAAAUUGAUGAAAAAAUUAAAAAAUAUAGAAUAAAAACUCAAGAAUUUACAGGCGAUGAAAUCAAUCCAGAUUUCUCUGAGUUAAGAAAGGAAUUGGAAGGGCUUGAUGAUGAACUUUUGAGACAAAUCAAUCAAAAAAUUAAAGGAAAAAAGCCCGAUGAUUUCAAAAAAUACUACUUUGAAUGUAUUUUUCAAAAUCAUCAAAAAUUAGAACCCAAGAUAGCUACAGAUAAAGAUGAAGAAACUAAUUACCCCUCAGUUCACAAGUUAAAACAAAAGUUUGAUAUAGCGGGUGAAGAACCCAAGCGAAAUUUUAAUGUGGUAAAAAAUAUAAGCAAAGAAGGGAGUCCAUUUAAAAAUAUAAAUGAUCAUGCAAAUACUACGCUAGCAGUUAAAGAAAUUAAACAAGGAAACAUCCCAUCUGUUUAUAAGCUAGCUCAAAAAUUUGAAGGUUCAGAAGUUACUGAAUACAAUUCCAUUCGGGCUACUAUAAGUGAAAUUAAAAGAUUAACGCCUUUUCUAGGAGAAGAUAUAGAAGAUGACUAUAAAAAUAAGGCAGUACGCGAAAAAAAUACUUCCAAAGAAGAACAUUUGCAUACCAAUAAAUCUAAUAAAGAUGAUGAGGACAACCAUACUAAAACUGAAACCAAUAAUUAUCCAAUGGAAUCUGAAGAAAUCCCUUCAAAACUAGAUGAAAAUAUGGACGUCAAUCUUAAAAUGUGUGAUAAAGAAGAAAAAGUUGACAAGAAGGAGAAGUCUAAAAUAAAAAAAGUGCUGCAUGAAAUCAAAAAAGAGUUGUACAAAAUAACUGCAAAUUUGGAUAUAAUGGGGUGUGAAGAGUCAUCAGAGAAACUAGAUGCUAUACAACAUAUACUUGAAGCUACCGUAGUUAAAUUAAAAUUUAAAAACCAAAUAAGAGAAAAAAAUGGGUUAAUAAAACAAGUGAAAGAAAUCAAAGAUAAACUGGCAAAAAAUAACAAUGUUACACAAGAAAAUUCAGAAGAAGAGAAUAAAAUUCAGAACGAAAAAUCCAACAUUAAAAAAUACCUUUCGGAAAUUCAACUCGAGAUGAAUGAAGUUAUUGCAAAUAAUCAUGAAAACCCAAAACUACUUCUGGAAGGUUUGGAAAAAAAAUUAAUCUCUGUAUACGUCAACCCAGAAUAUGACAGAUUAUUAAAGGAGAAGCACCGACUGGCAAUUAUUUUAAACGAGCACAAAAAUAAAAGUUUCAAUUAUAUAAAACCAUCGAGUCAUUUAAUAAAUCAGCUAUUGGAAUUUAAACAAGAGUUUAAUAAAAUAUGCAUUAAGUUGGAUAGCAAAGAAAAUGAUGAAUAUGAAAAAUUUAUGAUGGUCACUUUCCUAAAGAAACUGGCAGAUAAUUUAGGCAAAUUUGAUAUAGAUCCUGGUUUUGAAAAAGAAAUUAAUGAAGCUAAAACUCUGAUGGAACAAAUUAAGAAAGCUAUUUCAUUUUAUCAAAAAAAUACAAAAUCCAAAGAAGAUAAUGCAGAACAUAUAGAUAAUCCAGAAGAAAUAUAUGAAGACGUAUUGCCAUCAACCUAUGCCACAUUAACAGAAGAAAACAGUGAUCUUAGUAUUAUAAUGGAAGAAGAAAUGGAUAAUGAAGAAUGUGAUGUAAAGGAAAACGCAAAGGACCAUCUCAGAAAAGUCAACAUUUUACUGGGGAUUGACGAUGAAUAUGAAGAGGACGAGAAAAAUUUGGAUUGGAUAGAAAAUGAUUCACUUAAUGGGGAUACGGAUAGAAUGAUUUUAAAUAAAAGUGAAGAAACAGACGUUUAAGUUGUUUAUUGUGAAAUUAUAUAUUUACUUCUUAAUACGAUGUUUUUUUAUUGUACGAUCUGGGAUAUGUAAAUAUAUAAACCACCAGAAAUUUGCCCAUUAAUGUAUUUUCUAUUUAAAUUAAAACAUUUAUAUUUCAUUAUUUAUUAUAAACAUAAA